Molecule: messenger RNA, 3136 nt
Organism: Erpetoichthys calabaricus (reedfish)
Lineage: Eukaryota; Metazoa; Chordata; Cladistia; Polypteriformes; Polypteridae
Gene: adam9b
Exons: 22
Coding region: 85-2502 (805 amino acids)
Biological process (GO): proteolysis
Cellular component (GO): plasma membrane
Molecular function (GO): metalloendopeptidase activity
Source: RefSeq, a predicted model, not a curated record
CCGGUUUCCACUUAUUUUUAGCUUCAGCUCAACGACAAGAUACUUACUACCUGUCAAAUAGUCGGGCAAAGGUAAUCGAAGAUCAUGCCGAAACUCUGGACUCUCCACAUUAUUUUAUUGCUAAGUUUAUUUUUUAGUGGUUUCUCCAGAGCAGAAACUCUGAAAGAAAAGGUAUCAAAACUGGUAACAUACAGCAUAGUUAUACCAGAAAUUGUGACUGAGAGGGUGAGAAGGGACACAGGUGAUUCUUCAGAUUUCUUCAAGAUACCUGAUGAGGACAAGCUGUCGUAUUCUCUUCCAAUUGAAGAUGUUACUCAUCUCAUUCACUUGGACAAGAAUAAAGGCUUUUUAUCAGAAGAUUACACAAGGUAUACAUAUGAUAAAAAUGGAAACUUACAAACUUCCAACCCAGAAUUACAGAGGCACUGCCACUAUCGUGGUUUUGUGGAAGGUGUAAAAGACUCUCUUGUCAUACUAAGCACAUGUGCUGGCCUCAGUGGCUUGAUUUUCAUUGAUAAUAAAACUUAUGUGAUUGAACCCAUAACCGAGUCUUCAAUAAAUGAGCACCUUUUGUAUGAGAUGCAGCAAAUGAGGCACAAACACUGUGGGACCACCAACAUUAAUCCUGAAGUAAAACAUAAGGAUGAACCCUCAGUGCAUGGUACCACAAAUUACAAAGAUUCAUUGGAUUUCAUUACUGAACAUCUCAGGAAAAAACGUGAAGUCUUAGCACAGACAUAUUAUGUGGAGUUUGUAUUUGUGGUUGACAAUACAAGGUAUAAGUUUAUGAAUUCCAAUGCGACAGCCGUAGAGAAUCAAAUGACAAGCAUGGCCAAUAUCCUUGACGUGUUGUAUCAACAGCUUAAUAUUCGCGUUGUCCUGGUGGGCUUGGAAAUAUGGCAGGAACAAAAUUAUAUCAAUGUCACAAACACAGCAGGCAAUGUACUGGGAUCUUUUGUCAAGUGGAGAGAGAAUGACCUACUACCCAGGAAAAGAAAUGAUGCUGCACAUUUGAUCAUAGGACAGUCAUAUGGAGGGAUUUUAGGAAUGGCCUUUGUUAGUUCAAUUUGUUCCCCAAGUACCUCUGGAGGGAUCAGUUCUUUCACUGAUAAUGAUGUUGCCUUUGUUGCUUCUGUGGUUGCCCAUGAACUUGGACACAAUCUAGGGAUGCUGCAUGAUAAUACCAAUACCUCAUCCUGUUAUGGCAACUUUAUUAUGACUCCUUAUGCAACUAAUUCAAAGGUAUUUAGUAACUGCAGUGAAGAUUUUUUCCAGACCCUUAUAAUGAAUGGGGGUGGACAAUGCCUCAAGAAUAUCCCCCCGCCAUCAGAGGUAUACACUGCUCCUUCCUGUGGAAACAAUAUAUUGGAAUCCGGAGAGGAAUGUGACUGUGGUACACCUCAGGAGUGCCAAAAUGUGUGCUGCAAUGCAAAAACUUGCAAAUUCAUGCCUGGAGCAUAUUGUGCAGCAGGGGCUUGUUGUCAGAACUGUCAGAUUUCAGUGGCUGGGACACCCUGCCGACCUGCAGUAGAUGUUUGUGAUUUCCCAGAAUUCUGCAAUGGAAGUAGUGCAUUUUGUCCAUUUGAUACCUAUGUAAUGAAUGGAUAUCCAUGUGCAAAUAACACAACUUAUUGCUAUAAUGGUAUUUGCCAGACCUUUGAUUAUCAGUGCCAACAACUUUUCACAAGUGCAGCAAAAAAAGCUCCAGAUACAUGUUACCAGAUUAUCAAUACAGGAGGGACCAAUUUUGGAAACUGUGGACCUGGGAACGUUAAAUGUGCACCUCAAGAUGUUCUUUGUGGAAAAAUUCAGUGUAUCAAUGUUGAUGCCAACAAUCCUCCACCUGGAGCCUUCAUUACUACAUUUAACCAAAAUAAUGUGGUGUGUGUCAAUGUCUUUUUUGACCUUGGUUCAGAUGUUCCAGAUCCAGGGUAUGUGCAUACUGGAACUGGCUGUGGAACUGGGAAGGCCUGUGUAAACUAUAAAUGUACAAACGCCUCUGCUCUUGGAUUCAGCUGUGACAUAAAGAACAAUUGUAGUGGGAAUGGAGUGUGUGACAACUUAGGCAACUGUUACUGCAAUUAUGGCUGGGCUCCACCACACUGUAACACAUGGGGUUAUGGUGGGAGUAUUGACAGUGGUCCUACCCAUAUUGACACUUCAGUACGAGAUGGAUUGCUAAUCUUCUUCCUUCUUGUGGUUCCUGUUUUGAGUCUAAUUGCUAUCCUAGUCUUCAAGAGGAAUGCAAUAAAAGACAAAUGUUGCCAGAAAAAAAGUUCUAAUCGAUACAGGGCAAAAACCCCAGAAGCAAACCGUGGGCCACAGACAAGACCACCACCAAAUAAGCCAAGCCAGAAUACGGUUAUCCAAACCUCCCAAUCAGCUGCUUUUGAUCCUUCAGAAGAACAUACUGCUUAUGCUCCACGAUACCCACCUUGGCCAGCUGCACCCCCGAGACCUUCAGGAUUUAACUCUCAUUAUGAAGCGAACAUCCCAACUUGACAACUUGAUAGAAAGACUGCUGUGUUUAUAUUACUCAGGGGUGAACUCAGAGAAGAGUACAUGCAGUUACUUCUUGAGAAAUUGAAAAGACAAAUUCUACAGUUUGCAAUGCAAUAUGUCUUUUCUAUUUAAUGUUUGGGAGGUGAUGGUGUUUUAUAGCACAUGAGAUUUUAGAUAUUUUCAUAGUAUAUAAAGUGCAUCUUAAAUACACAAUUCUAGGUUUUAUCUUUAAACAGAUUUUGGAGGGUGAAUUUUGGAUUUUCCUUAAAACACUUUAAAACUGGACUUGAUUUCAUUAUGCAGCAAUAGUACAGCAUACACUGGAGUGUUAAAUACAUGCAUAUAAACAUUCUCAAACUUGCUUAUUAUAAUGAAAAAUGUCAAUAAGAAACAAUGACAAUCACAUAUUUAUGCUGCCUUUUGUACUGUGCAAUAUAAAUUUACAUAAUUUUUAAAACUGCUCAGGAAAUAAUACAUAUACUGCAUUACAUUAAUGCAAUACCAGAUUUUUAACAGACUACACUGUACUGAAUGCAAUGGAACUGAAUGAUUUGUCAUUUUCUGUUGAGUAUAUAUUUUUUAAAUUGUAAUUAAAACUUCACUGUGUAUAACUGAGUGAACUGUUUUAAUUUGU